GCGAGAAUUUUCCAAGUGAGCUCAGUAACGCUGCUGUCGUCCCGAAAAGAGGCCAGACUUGGGCGGAGUUUAUGACUUUGGCUUUUGCGGCAGCGGAUCUCUGAAUUACAUCUUCUGUGAUCUGAAAUCAAGUGAAACACGCGCUCGCUACUUUUUUGUGUGCCAGAUUUCAGUGACACAAAGACAUUUUAAAGCAGAGAAACAUGACUCAGUUCAACAAGGGACCAGCCUACGGAUUAUCUGCAGAAGUUAAAAGCAAGAUUGCACAGAAAUAUGACAUGCAGAAGGAAGAGGAGCUCCGUUUCUGGAUCGAAGAGGUGACUGGCAUGCCCAUCGGAGACAACUUUCAGAAGGGCCUGAAAGAUGGUGUAAUUCUAUGCGAGUUAAUAAACAAGCUGCAGCCAGGUUCCAUAAAGAAAAUCAACCACUCACAGUUGAACUGGCACAAGCUGGAGAACCUUGGGAAUUUCAUCAAAGCCAUCCUAACCUAUGGCUUGAAGCCCAAUGACAUCUUUGAAGCCAAUGACCUCUUUGAAAAUGGGAACAUGACUCAAGUCCAGACCACACUGCUCGCCCUUGCAAGCAUGGUAUAUUUUGAUCCUCUGUCAUGUACUGGGAACACAGUGAAGCUUAUUUCUUAUGAAUCAGCUUGUGUUGUGUUUAUGCUCAAUUUGUGCAACAUGCAUGUUAAAUGUGUGAUUUUUAAAACAAAUUUUAUUACUUAUUUGCAGGCGAAAACCAAAGGCCUUGAUACAAAGGUUGACAUUGGAGUGAAAUACGCAGAUAAGCAGGAAAGGCAUUUUGAUGACGAUAAGAUGAAGGCUGGCCAGUGUGUUAUCGGACUUCAGAUGGGGACUAACAAAUGUGCAAGCCAGGCCGGCAUGACUGCUUAUGGCACGCGGAGACAUCUUUAUGACCCAAAGACCCAAACAGACAAGCCUUAUGACCAGACAACCAUCAGCCUGCAGAUGGGCACUAACAAAGGAGCUAGCCAGGCUGGCAUGUCUGCCCCAGGCACCAGAAGAGACAUUUUUGAUCAGAAGGUCGCUGUGCAACCUCUGGAUAACUCCACCAUCUCCCUGCAGAUGGGCACCAACAAGGUGGCAUCUCAGAAAGGCAUGAGCGUGUACGGGCUUGGCAGGCAGGUCUAUGACCCCAAAUACUGUGCCCCGGCCACAGAGCCCAUCAUCCAUGCCAACGGCAGUCAAGGCACAGGCACGAACGGCUCAGAGAUCAGCGACAGUGACUAUCAUGUGGAAUACCAAGAGGAGGAGUACCAGGGCAAUUAUCAUGAUGAAUACAGUGGCCACUACAAUGACCAGGGUAUCGACUACUAGGGAGAGGUGCAUCAUUACUCGAAACAGUAUUAAUGCAAUAUAUUCUCAACAGAGCAAGUCUUUUGCUAUCAUCAGUAGUCUUUGUUUUGUAUUAAGGGAUGAGAGAGUGUUAUUGGCUUGUGAUCCUUGCCCCUACUCUAGAUGACCUGUUUUUAAGCUGGCCAUGUUUUACUAUGGUCAUAUUUAAAUAUAAACAGAAAGAUACCUAAAACCUGCUAUGUUAUGAUUCAGAAUGUUACUUUUAACUGCUUUUUUUAAUGAAGAAUGGAGAACUGUGAAGAAAAUAUUCCACAUUUUCACUAUGCAGAAUUUGCUCAGUGGAGAUCCACUUUUUUAUUCCCUGUGAUUUCUUUAGUAAGUUUAUUAAUUGACUUUUCACGCAUCUCGGAGCGAAUCAGUCUGAAUUCGCAAUUAAGCAUCACCAGCCAAUCUCUGCUCUAUUGUAACAUAAAAGGAGUGAGGAUGAUCCUAAGCUGUGUCAAAUAAUGGGCAGAAAUUUAGAGUAAAAGCCUUUAAAUCAUUUAAUUUGUGUUUUUACAUCACUGGAAGAUGACUUUCAUAUCUUUUAAAUUGCCGAGGCUUUAGUGCAUUUAAGAGAGUUGCUUCAUUAGACUGGAUAACCAAGAGUUCUUUUCAUUUCCUGCUUUUAUCAAAGUUUUAUUUGUGCCAUAAUCCUUUUAAAUUGUUCUUAUACAUUCCACUCCCACUGUAUUUAUUGUCAUUUUGUCAUUUAGGCUGUUCCUCUGUCAUAUGGUUCUUUUUAUGAAUAAAUUGUAUGUUAUAAAUAAAUCCUUUGAAUGU
Molecule: messenger RNA, 2138 nt
Organism: Ictalurus furcatus (blue catfish)
Lineage: Eukaryota; Metazoa; Chordata; Actinopteri; Siluriformes; Ictaluridae
Gene: cnn3a
Product: calponin 3, acidic a
Exons: 6
Coding region: 204-1337 (377 amino acids)
Biological process (GO): actomyosin structure organization
Molecular function (GO): actin binding
Source: RefSeq, a predicted model, not a curated record